Molecule: messenger RNA, 702 nt
Organism: Piliocolobus tephrosceles (Ugandan red Colobus)
Lineage: Eukaryota; Metazoa; Chordata; Mammalia; Primates; Cercopithecidae
Product: BCL-6 corepressor-like protein 1
Exons: 2
Biological process (GO): negative regulation of transcription by RNA polymerase II
Cellular component (GO): nucleus
Molecular function (GO): protein binding; transcription corepressor activity
Source: RefSeq, a predicted model, not a curated record
GAUGUUGUUCUCUACUGCCUCCAGAAAGACAGUGAGGACGUGAAUCACCGUGACAAUGCUGGCUACACAGCCCUGCAUGAGGCUUGUUCCCGGGGUUGGACUGACAUCCUGAACAUCCUGCUGGAGCACGGGGCCAACGUGAACUGCAGCGCGCAGGACGGCACGAGGCCAGUUCAUGACGCGGUGGUCAACGACAACCUGGAGACCAUCUGGCUCCUGCUGUCCUAUGGGGCCGAUCCCACACUGGCUACCUACUCGGGUCAGACAGCCAUGAAGCUGGCCAGCAGCGACACCAUGAAGCGCUUUCUCAGUGGUAAGUGUGGUCCAGACUUGACACUGUUGUCCUCGGGGCCAGCCUCUGAUUCCUGAACUUGUGAGGACAUCCUCUUCAUCUCCUUCCACCUUGAACAGCUCCCAUGAGGGCCGUCUGCACUCUUCACCUGCUUUCCUUCAAAGAUCUCAAGAAUCUCAGUUUGCUGGGAAAAGUCCAAAGGCCACUUCCUCUUAUCCCCUUACUGCAAGUGUGUGCGUCCUCUUCAGGGCCCUGGGAGCCCACAGGGAACUAUUUCGUAGAUAGGGAUCUAGGGUGGGCCUCUGUGUGGGGGCAGCAGCCCCACUAGCAGACCUAGCUGGAGGACAGAAUGUGUUGACCUGUGCUUUGAAUGGGAUGUCAGUUGCAACGAAGUGAUACUUAGCAUUUUG